Messenger RNA from Atta colombica, 4386 nucleotides. It is a transcript of the gene Ube3a, whose product is annotated as ubiquitin-protein ligase E3A. The transcript is spliced from 13 exons. Gene Ontology annotation, biological process: protein polyubiquitination. Gene Ontology annotation, molecular function: ubiquitin protein ligase activity. The coding region runs from base 1003 to 3528 and encodes 841 amino acids. The record is from RefSeq and is a predicted model, not a curated record. Lineage: Eukaryota; Metazoa; Arthropoda; Insecta; Hymenoptera; Formicidae.
AGAAGACGGUGGUGAUUCUUUUACUCGAGCGAAUUUUCUUAUUUUCGCGAGCCGGUUGGAGUUCGCGUCGAGUCCCCGUCGCAUAAAUCGGGACGAUUAACUUAGCCGUCCAUUUUCCUAACCUCAAAACAUCCGAAUUCUCGAUAUCAAUAUUUUCCUUUUAAGAAUCGUUUUGAAUCUCUCUCUUUCUCUCGAUCUCGCUCGCUUUUCCUCUCUCCCGCAUUUCCAUCCAUCUGUCUUCUCUAUUCUGCAAGCUUCGUUCUUCGUUAUUUUCACUCUCUAUGUUUUUCUAUUGCCUUUAAACUCUAUUUUUCUCUCUCUCUCUCUGUCUCUCCUCCCUCCGCUCCUUUCCUCUUUCCCCCCGCGCCGUGUCUCUCUGACGUAUUGAAAAGUAUCCCUUGUCUGCUGUGUGAAGAACGUGAUCGUCGUCAACACGCGACAUUUAAAGAGCACACACGGUGGACAGACGAGCAUUGUGUGGCGUUGUGCGACGUUUCGCUCCGUGGAAGUCCAACUUUUGUGGUACCGAAACUGCCGAGCGGCGGGGACCCCGACGUGUCGCGUAGACGACGAUAAUUGCUGCGCGCGACGAUCGGAUUUGGAGUGCGGUGACGAGCUCGCGGUGGCAACGGCUCAGCUUCCUGUCGCCGAGCAAAAUAGGCAAAAUUCCGACGAUUUACGGUCUAUGAGCGCCAAGAGUCAGGGGGACCCUGGAGAAGAUCACAUUUCCAGGUGUCACGAGAGUUGAUUGCGUCCUUUAGCGUUCGUAAAAGAGAACAAAAAAAAAAGAAAAAAAAAUAAGAAAAAAGGAAAUGCUUGCUCUUUUUCGCGGGGAGUAGAGUGUCGUCGCGUGUUUGACAGCGGAUUGUUCCGAGAGAGUUUAUGUGAUCGAGAGACAGACGCUCGGUUCUCCGAUUCAUACGCGUGUUAAAAUCGAUCGGCGGAUCGAGAUGUUCUCAUGAAACAUUGUGGAGGGUAGGAGCUGAGAGCCCUUGCAGCGACAUGAAGCGCGCAGCUGCAAAGAAGCUCAUUGAACGUUAUUUUUACCAACUCACGGAUGGAUGUGGAAAUCCUCAUUGUGACAAUCAGCAUUGUGCCUCCAGUGGCAAAGUAACUAAUCUUACUCCAAAUCAAGCAGCCGCACAAGCGAUACAAUUAUUUUCGCAAGAAGCAAGACUGUGCGAUGGUACACAACCCAGUAAAGUUGCUCGAACUACUAUAGAGCCUGGACAAACGUCAUUAGCUAAGAGUCUACCUGUAAAAAGUGUUAAUUCUACAAGCUCCGAUGAAGGAAAACAAGAGUCAUAUCUUACGGAAGCUAAGCUUCUGGAUAUUAUAGGAAAAUGUAAAGCAGAAGAUUCAUAUUCUUUAUUAAUUCGUACUUUGGGAGAAGUGUUUUCUUCUGGAAAAGCAUUAAGUCUCAGUUUUCAAAAGACUGAGAAAAGUAAUUCUCCUUUGACGGCACUUCUUGAACGAGCACCAGACAGUCUGUUAAGGCCACCCGCAGAUUUGAAUAAAGAAGCGGUACGAUCUUUACAGGGAGAAGAUAAAGAAGAAGAUAGCAGUGAUCCAUCACCUACAGUUCCUAAUAAUGACGAUACUAGUGUUGACUUACCAUCGGUCCGUAGAGCUUUUGAAGCGCUUUGGUCUCUGCCAGGUGAGGUGUUCGAAUCAGCUCUGGUCAAUGCGCUAGUCACUUUGGCCGAUGAUAUAGAAUUAGAUCUGAGAGUAUUUCGUAUGGUACGUUGGGACAGCAUGGAUAGUUUGUUAAAUGUAUUUCUCAUUGUUUUUGAAAUUCCAAUGCUCGGAAAUAGCGAAUAUUUGGAAUUGGCUCUCCAUAUGCUGUGUAAAGCGUUGAGCUGUGUACCAGUAUUGGCCCAAGCCAAGUUAGCACGCGUAUGGGCCAAGCAUUGCAAAUCGCGACUUCCAAGCCUUCUGCAAGCACUUCAAGAACUCAUAACUGUCAAGGUAAUUGGAGGAUCCUUCACACGUGAUUAUUGCGUCCAAGAUGCAGACACUAUUACCGCACCUACGAAAGUUAUGAAAAUUCUAUAUUAUGCGAGUAUGUUGGCUGGUGAAUUAGAUCCUCCUGAGUUAAUUUUGAGCGACGAAGGUGAACCGGCUAGUAGCGACAAAAAUACUUCACGAUCAGCGGUAUCAGGACAGAUCCCUCAGGAUUUACUAGCGACAGAAUUAGGAAUUACUGCACUGGAUGCACGUAAACCUUUCAUACCAUUUACUGAUUUUUACAAUGAGCCACUUAGCGAUGCCAUAGAGAUGGACAAAGAUUUCGCUUAUUACAAAAGCGAAGAGCCACAGAAAUUUAGCUUUAUGAAUUACGCUUUUAUUCUCACGCCAGCUACUAAAACUUUGGGCUUGUAUUAUGAUAAUCGUAUUAGAAUGUAUAGCGAACGACGUAUGAGCUUUUUGCAAACCGUUGUCGGACAACCGACUAAUCCAUAUCUCAGAUUAAAGGUACGAAGAGAUCAUUUAAUAGAUGACGCAUUGGUGGAAUUAGAAAUGGUGGCGAUGGAAAAUCCAUCUGAUUUAAAAAAGCAAUUAGUUGUCGAAUUUGAGGGAGAACAAGGUGUUGACGAAGGAGGUGUAUCUAAAGAAUUCUUUCAAUUAGUUGUUGAAGAGAUAUUUAAUCCUGAUUUUGGCAUGUUUACUACUCAGGAAGAUACGCAAAUGACAUGGUUUAAUCCAACAUCAUUUGAGAGUGACGCACAGUUCACAUUAAUAGGCAUCGUUAUUGGUUUAGCAAUUUAUAACAAUGUAAUUUUGGAUGUACGUUUUCCAAUGGUGGUCUAUAGAAAAUUAUUAGGUAGGAAAGGCGGUUUUCCAGAUUUGGAGGAUUGGAGUCCAACAUUGUAUCGAACAAUGAAAGAAUUAAUAGAGUAUACAAGAGAUGACAUGCCGGAGACAUUUAUGCAAACUUUCCGAGUGAGUUACAGAGACGUGUUUGGAUCAUUAUCGUUCCAUGAGCUCAAAGAGAAUGGUGAUGAGCUGUAUGUCACGCAGGAAAACAAAAAGGAAUUUGUUGAUCUCUAUGCGGAUUUCUUGCUUAACAAAUCCGUGGAGAGACAAUUCAACGCUUUCAGACGUGGCUUCCAAAUGGUUUCAGACGAGAGUCCGCUCGCAUUACUCUUUAGACCUGAAGAGAUUGAGCAGCUCGUUUGUGGAAGCAAAAUAUUUGAUUUUGCUGAGCUGGAAGCAGCUACGGAGUACGAAGGUGGCUAUACCGUGGAUAGCAAAGCGGUACGUAACUUUUGGCGUGUAGCGCAUUCCUUACCACCAGAAAGUCAACGAAGACUUCUUCAAUUCACUACGGGUAGCGAUCGAGUACCUGUCGGCGGUCUUUCGAGACUGAAGAUGGUCAUUGCCCGACAUGGCCCUGAUUCUGACAGAUUACCAAUAGCACACACAUGCUUCAAUGUGUUACUGUUACCAGAUUACAGUACAAUAGAAAAAUUGCAAGAUCGCUUAUUGAAAGCAAUCAAUUAUUCAAAAGGUUUUGGCAUGUUAUGAACAUGCUUCAUCACUUCUCUUUCUUCCACUGUCUUUCGAAUGAUAUUCGAAGUACACAAUAAGACUCAAUUAUUUUUGUCAUUUUAUUCUUAGCUAUUUUAUUCGGAAAUAUUUAUCAUAAUAUAAUCCAAAAUCGUGCCAGUGCGCUUAAUCAUGGAAACGUUGCUUAUGUGCAAUACGACUCAUCAAAAGGCUCCUAACGUUCUAAAAAUUCCAACGAAUCAAAUAUCGAAUUCUUUGUACAAAACAUAUGUUCUUGAAAAAAUGCUUUGAAACUUGCACCACUGCAAGAAUCGCUUGUACCAUACUGUGUACUUUUUCUACUGAAAUAUAGAUAACAAAGACCGAUUUUGUUGGCCAUUCCGAAAUGAUUGAGGGAAGAAGUGCAAGAGACAUUUCAAAACACGAUUACAAUGAGUGUAAAAACCGAAUGGAACUGCAUUAUAGAAAUAAAUAUAUAACUUUAGUAAAACAUAGUCAACAUAAACAGGAUGCGUUUCAGGAACUCAAUGGUUGCAAUUAUUAUGUGAUUUUACUUCAAGACAUACCUUUAGCUUCCUAAACGCAUCUGAUGCUGCAAAGCCGAAAACAACCCUUAUACAAAACACAUUGAGCUAAUGUCACUCUGAGCAGACCUUUUUUGUAAAGUAAGGCGUGGGAUAGUGGCGCUUUUGUAUGUAUUUUUCUUUCAAUUUCUAACAUUUUUCUCAUAUACCUUGCGUCACGAUGGUGAUCAAAUAGUAGAUCGAAUAGAAAUUCAAUUUGUAUAAACGUUUAUAAUAGGCAGCUCUUUAACGGCUGCCAGACAUGUCAGUCGUUUUAUUGUUAUUCAUGUGACAAUAAAGCUCUCAGAAAAAA